GACAAGAUGACGAUUCACAUUUUUGCCAAAGGAGCCAGUGAGUCAUCGUGUUGAAGCUUCCGAAGUGCACACUUGGCAAGGUUCUGACCAAAUUUACCACUUGAUUUCAGGAUGACUGAGGAUUUAGAUCACAGAUUCAGUUGUCUCACCUGGGAACAGAUUAAAAUAUUGGAUCAAGUGCUCACAGAGGCAAUACCCAUUCAUGGAAGAGGGAAUUUCCCAACGUUGGAGGUAAAGCCAAAGGACAUCAUCCACGCUGUCAAGGAGCAACUGACCAGGAAGCAAAUUGUCAUCCGGGACAUCCGCCUGAACGGCUCCACCGCGAGCCACAUCCUCGCCAAGCAAAACGGAACCAGCUACAAAGAUCUGGACAUCAUUUUUGGGGUUGAACUUCCAAGCGAGCAGGAAUUUCAGGUUGUCAAGGAGGCCGUCCUGAAUUGCCUCUUGGACUUCUUGCCAAAAUGCGUCAACAAGGAGAAGAUCACGGCACAGACGAUGAAGGAUGCCUACGUGCAGAAGAUGGUCAAGGUGUCCACAGAUCACGACCGCUGGAGCCUCAUCUCCUUGUCCAAUAACAGUGGCAAGAACGUCGAACUCAAGUUUGUGAACUCCCUCAGGCGGCAAUUUGAGUUCAGCGUCGAUUCCUUUCAGAUUAUCCUGGACUCCAUGUUGAAUGUUUACAGCGGCAUGGACAGCAAGCUGUCGGAAGACUCUCCUUUGUCUGUGAUUGCAGAGAGCAUGUACGGAGACUUCAAGGAGGCCAUGGACCACCUGAAAUACAAACUGAUUGCUACCAGGAACCCUGAAGAAAUCCGCGGAGGAGGCCUGUUGAAAUAUAGCAAUCUCCUGGUGCGGGAUUUUAAGCCGGCAGAUGAGGCGGAGAUUAAGUCCUUGGAACGGUACAUGUGUUCGAGGUUCUUCAUUGACUUCCCCGACGUGGCGGAGCAACAGAGGAAGAUCGAGUCCUACCUGCGCAACCAUUUCAUCGGGGAAGAGAAAAGCAAGUACGACUACCUGAUGACGCUGCGAGGGGUGGUGAACGAGAGCACGGUUUGCCUCAUGGGCCACGAGCGAAGGCAGACGCUCAACAUGAUCACCAUCCUGGCUCUCAAAGUGCUCGGGGAGCAAAACAUCAUCCCCAACGUGGCGAACGUCACGUGCUACUACCAGCCUGCUCCGUACAUCAGCGACAGGAAUUUCAGCAAUUAUUAUAUUGCCCACGGACAACCCCCCAUUCUCUACCAGCCCUUUUCCUUUCACAUACACAUGCAGAGUGGUAUGGUAUAAGGUACCACUCCACCAGCUAGCCUUACAUCAGCGCCCACCCCAAACUCACUCUUUCGGCCCCUCGUCACUUCGAAAUAAAGCCUUCGUUAAAGCCAA
Sphaerodactylus townsendi is the source of this 1383-nucleotide messenger RNA. It is a transcript of the gene TENT5D, whose product is annotated as terminal nucleotidyltransferase 5D. Gene Ontology annotation, biological process: mRNA stabilization. The record is from RefSeq and is a predicted model, not a curated record. Gene Ontology annotation, molecular function: RNA binding; poly(A) RNA polymerase activity. The transcript has 2 exons. Lineage: Eukaryota; Metazoa; Chordata; Lepidosauria; Squamata; Sphaerodactylidae. The coding region runs from base 112 to 1287 and encodes 391 amino acids.